GGCUGUGCAGACUGGGCGCGCGCUGGACGCGGGCGGCUCGAGGCAUCCGUUUGGGCGGCGUCCGGAGCCCGACCGGCGGGCUGAGGAACGGGCGCCGCGAUGGCCGAGGGCAGCGCCGUGUCAGAUCCUCAGCACGCCACGCGCCUACUGCGAGCGCUCAGCUCUUUCCGCGAGGAGUCCCGCUUCUGCGACGCGCACCUGGUCCUCGACGGGGAGGAGAUACCGGUGCAGAAGAACAUCCUGGCGGCUGCCAGCCCGUACAUCAGGACAAAGUUAAACUAUAAUCCUCCAAAAGAUGAUGGAUCAACCUAUAAGAUUGAACUUGAAGGGAUAUCGGUAAUGGUUAUGAGAGAGAUCCUGGAUUACAUCUUCAGUGGGCAGAUCCGGCUGAACGAAGAUACCAUCCAAGAUGUUGUGCAGGCAGCGGACCUGCUCCUGCUGACGGAUCUGAAAACUCUGUGCUGUGAGUUCUUAGAAGGCUGCAUUGCCGCCGAGAACUGCAUCGGAAUCCGAGACUUUGCACUCCACUACUGCCUGCACCACGUCCAUUACCUGUCCACAGAAUACCUGGAGACUCACUUCCGAGAUGUCAGCAGCACAGAGGAAUUCCUAGAACUGAGUCCUCAAAAGCUUAAAGAAGUGAUUUCUCUUGAGAAGUUAAACGUUGGCAAUGAACGAUAUGUAUUUGAAGCAGUCAUCCGAUGGAUAGCACAUGAUACAGAAAUAAGAAAGGUCCACAUGAAGGAUGUCAUGUCAGCGCUGUGGGUUUCAGGGUUGGACUCGAGCUAUUUACGGGAGCAGAUGCUGAACGAACCGUUAGUCCGAGAGAUCGUCAAAGAGUGCAGCAACAUCCCUCUCAGCCAGCCGCAGCAGGGGGAGGCCAUGCUCGCCAGCUUCAAGCCCCGGGGCUACUCGGAGUGCAUCGUGACCGUUGGCGGAGAGGAAAGAGUUUCACGGAAGCCAACAGCAGCGAUGCGAUGUAUGUGCCCCCUUUAUGACCCUAAUCGGCAGCUGUGGAUUGAACUGGCCCCUUUAAGCAUGCCGAGAAUCAACCACGGAAUCCUCUCAGCAGAAGGAUUUUUGUUUGUAUAUGGGGGCCAAGAUGAAAAUAAGCAGACCCUGAGCUCAGGAGAAAAGUAUGACCCAGAUGCAAACACAUGGACCACAUUGCCACCAAUGAACGAGGCAAGACAUAACUUUGGAAUUGUGGAGAUAGAUGGGAUGCUGUACGUUUUAGGAGGAGAAGAUGGUGAAAAAGAGCUAAUUUCCAUGGAAUGUUAUGAUAUUUAUUCUAAAACCUGGACAAAGCAACCCGAUUUAACCAUGGUUAGAAAGAUUGGCUGCUAUGCAGCCAUGAAAAAGAAAAUCUAUGCCAUGGGUGGAGGAUCGUAUGGAAAACUCUUCGAGUCUGUGGAAUGUUAUGACCCACGGACCCAGCAGUGGACCGCUAUCUGUCCACUGAAAGAGAGAAGGUUUGGAGCUGUAGCUUGUGGAGUCGCCAUGGAACUGUAUGUAUUUGGGGGAGUCAGAAGUCGCGAGGACAUCCAGGGGGGCGAGAUGGUAACCUGCAAGUCGGAAUUCUACCACGAUGAGUUUAAAAGCAGGGCCUGGGACGCCAUCGAGGGGACCGUGCACCGGGGGGAGUUGGGUCGGCUGACCUCUCCCAGCCCCUCCCAGCUCCAGGAACGGCCACCUCGCUGAUGGGUUACUUCGUCAUCCCUGGAGAAGCGUUUCCAGAGGACCUGCUUCCUCUCGGGUUCUGUCCCUCCCUCUCCUAUGAAAGCCCCUGCAGUCUUCCUCCCGGUUGACGGGGCUGCAGGGGCGCCACUCCCCCUCUGUGUCUCCUCCCGACCCCACCUGCCCCAAAGCCCAGGGACUGAGCAGAGGCUGGGACGGGCACGCAAGUCCAGGUCCAGGUCCGAGGGAGGGAGCUCUCCGCGUUGUUCUCCGGGUGUGUGCCUUCUCCCCAUCCCCUCGGUCGUCUUCACUCACGGGUAACCCUUUGUUUGAACCAGUGUUCACUUUCCUCCCCAUGUCCCGUUGUGCCCGCACAGACUGCGGGUGGGAUCUCCCAGGACAUAGGCCCUUCCUGCAGUUGGCACUUCUUUCUGGGCGGUUGAGGAACUUUAGUCAAGAUGGGAGGAGGUAUUUUGGUUGCGUUCUGAAGCGUACCCUUAUUUACCUACUUUUCUUGGCAAUCGCAUCCUCACCUGCCCUCUAUUUUCAUCCCGUGGCCUCUCCCAGUCUGGUUUUUUAACUGCUUGAAUUAUGUAUCCAAAAGAGUGGGGGGCGCGCUUCUGGUUCCCCAGACCGCUAACCUAAAAACAUGUGUUGAAAAAGCAUGCUUCCGGGAGCCCUCACCUGGCCUCUGUGACCAGCACUUUCAGCCGCCAGAGAGCCAGAGCGGUCGCCCAGGCCGGGCAGCUCCCAGAGUCUGCGCUGCUCUGCUCCUUGCACUGAGAACCGGCGGGGCCCAGAGCCUCCCGCCCAGGCAUGGCCAAGUGCAUCUCUGCGGCUCCUUAAGGAGCUAGACUGGAACAGCCUCCCCGGGGCCCCGGGCGGCCUCACCUUCCACACCUGCACCGGAGGUUCUCAGGGCUCCUGUCUGAGCCAGGAGCAGGGGCCCCAGAUGCCAGCACCCAGCUGCCAGGCACCGUGCGGGCUCCGCCUCGUCCUUUUCUCUUAUUUAGCUCUGAUUAAAAACACACUGCACUCCAAAUUGUGAAUAGGAUCGGAAAUUAGAAUUCCUCAUUUACAGUAAGAGA
This is a messenger RNA of Eubalaena glacialis (North Atlantic right whale), 2765 nucleotides long. RefSeq names its product gigaxonin (gene GAN). The transcript has 10 exons. Gene Ontology annotation, molecular function: protein binding. The record is from RefSeq and is a predicted model, not a curated record. NCBI's taxonomy places the organism in Eukaryota, Metazoa, Chordata, Mammalia, Artiodactyla, Balaenidae. Gene Ontology annotation, biological process: cytoskeleton organization. Bases 100 to 1701 code for a protein of 533 amino acids.